Drosophila persimilis is the source of this 945-nucleotide messenger RNA. RefSeq names its product RRP15-like protein. Gene Ontology annotation, cellular component: preribosome, large subunit precursor. NCBI's taxonomy places the organism in Eukaryota, Metazoa, Arthropoda, Insecta, Diptera, Drosophilidae. The record is from RefSeq and is a predicted model, not a curated record. Gene Ontology annotation, biological process: maturation of LSU-rRNA; maturation of 5.8S rRNA. The transcript has a single exon. The coding region runs from base 56 to 895 and encodes 279 amino acids.
GAGGAGCACGCGUAUUUUGUUUUUAAAAUUUGUUUCUGUUUUCUGACCGAAUAAAAUGGCUCUUCUCACUGCGAAGCGCCCGAAAAAAGAAGCUGCGCCGGCCACAGACAGUUCCAACAACGAAUCUGACUCUGAAGACAGUCAGAAUGUUGACGGCGACACAGGGGCCAACGCCGGCUGGGCAGAUUGCAUUGGAAAGGUACUGAAGAGCAAGUCAGUGGGACCCACCGUGCUGUCCCGGGCCAAGAAGAAUCCAGCGGUCGUUCGUUCCAAGACCAGCGAAGCGGCAAAGAAGCCAGGAUUUGACUUUGAAGUCGUUGGGGGCGAUGUCAAAGAGGAGGACGAUGAUGAUGAGGAGGAUGGUGACGCUGACAAAUCCGCAUUGGAUGCCACGCUGACCAAGACAGAGCGAAGAAAUGUUCCCCUGCAGCUGAGAGUGAAGCCCAGCUACCAGGACUUAGAGAGGGAAAGAACACUACGCAAGGUGGCCACUCGAGGCGUGGUCCAGUUCUUCAACGCAGUGCGCAUUCAGCAGAAGGAUCUCGAACAACAGCUGGCAGAUGCAGGGCCACUGGACAGUCGUCAGGAUGCAGUGCUCAAUAAUAUUAACAAGAGAAAGUUCCUGGACGUGUUAAUGAGCGGCAAGCGGGCCAAGUCCACGGCCAUAGACAAUGCUGUGAAGAAGGAGGAGCAAGAGACAGAUGAUGAUGACGAAGAUGACACAGCAGAGGCGUCUUCAACUGGAAAAAAGAAGUCUGAGUGGAAUGUACUGCGAGAGGACUUUAUGACCAACAAGAAAAUCAAACACUGGGACGAGGAAGAGGAUGAGGGCAGCGAUCAGGGGGCCAAUAACGAUGAGGCGGACGAUAGCGACGACGAUGAUGAGGAAGAUUAGUGUUUAAUUACUUUAAUAGGCCUUAAUAAAUAGUAGUUUUUGAUUUGUAA